AUGAUAACUGGAACGAGAGGAAACAAAAAAAAUAUGCGCAACAUUGCAUUGCUAUUGUGUUGCUUGAUGGUUGCAUCCUGCGUCCAAUGUGUUGUCUCCAAUGCUUGGACUCAAAAGGGUUUGGACGAAUUUCACUCCAAUUUGGCAGCCUAUUCUACAAAGCACAAUCCAUGGCUUACUGGCAACUUUUCACAUAUUUUAGAAGAUGUCGUUAUUGAUUCUUUUAACGGAUUCAUGAUUGGUCAUUAUUAUGAUUCACCUCGUGCAGUUGAUGAACUAUUGGUAUUGAACAUGAAUUCUGGAAAUUAUGCAAAAUUUCAAAUGACAGGACCAGGAAUUGGUCUAUUAGUCAGUUCCAAAGUAGUUGAUUCUUUGGGAAAUGUUUACUUUUUGUCCAAGUCCAGAACUAUUUCUAUCAACAAGUUUAACUUCAAAAGCUUUACCUUACAACAACAAGAAAUUGCACUUCCACCUUUAUCAAAAUUCGAUUCACUCAUUCUUACUCCUCAAUUUAAUCGAUUGCUUGUUUCAGUAGAUAAGCAAUUCAUUUAUUCAAUUGAUACCAAUUCUUUGAACAUUGUAUGGAAAACUCCAAUUACAAUUUCUAGUAAUUUGGUAUUUAGACAAGACAAUGGUGUGGUUUACUUCUUGGCUAGAAAUACAUUUAUGGAACUCGAUGUUAGUAGUGGCAAAAUAUUCAAUUACUAUGAUUGGUCAAAUGAUUCAGUUGAGUAUGGCAAAAUGGCCUAUGCAGGAAAUGGAUGGUUUUCAAUCAUUUACAAUAACAAUUUGUUGUCCUUCUACUCGAUUAAAAACAACUACAUUGUUCAACCAAGUAGGUUGGCUGGAGAAUUCGAAAGUUGUCAUGGUUUAGGAUAUUCUACAUCAGAAAUUCAACUCACCUUCCUAUCAUACUGUUAUGAACAAGCAGAAAAUAGUCCACUUUCCAUUUACAAGUUGAAUGCAACCCAAAAGUUUCCUUCCAUCACCAAAGCCAUGCAACUUGCUAGCCCAAACUUCCAAACCAACCUUGCAGCACUCAAUGAUAAGAGAACUUUAAUUGCAAUUGGAUUGAAAGACGGAAUUCAAAUUGUAAAUGUUGAAAAUGGUCAAGUUGUAAAGCAAGUUCCAAGAGAAAGUGGAACUUCAGUUGAAAUUUAUGCAAGUGUGAAUGGAAUGUUGUAUCUUGUUGGAAUCAAUGGUCAGAGAAGAGUUACCAAUAUCCAAUCUAUUCCAAUUUAA
Molecule: messenger RNA, 1242 nt
Organism: Naegleria gruberi
Lineage: Eukaryota; Heterolobosea; Eutetramitea; Acrasida; Naegleriidae
Exons: 1
Coding region: 1-1242 (413 amino acids)
Source: RefSeq, a predicted model, not a curated record